This is a messenger RNA of Paramecium tetraurelia, 1833 nucleotides long. RefSeq lists its product as uncharacterized. Gene Ontology annotation, molecular function: protein serine/threonine kinase activity; ATP binding. Gene Ontology annotation, biological process: actomyosin structure organization; peptidyl-threonine phosphorylation. The transcript has 6 exons. Gene Ontology annotation, cellular component: cytoskeleton; cytoplasm. The record is from RefSeq and is a predicted model, not a curated record. NCBI's taxonomy places the organism in Eukaryota, Ciliophora, Oligohymenophorea, Peniculida, Parameciidae.
AUGGAUCCCUCAAAAACACAAAUGUUAAAGUUGUCCUAGUCAACAAAAGAAAGGGUGGAGGCUGCGAAAUAAUAUAUAGAGAAGAAAUACUAAAAGCUUCUUUACGAAUAAAAAGAGAAAAGGGAAAAAUGGGAAUAAUUAAUUCAAAAAUUGACAAAUUUGAAUUAUACUUAAAUUGAACAAUAAGUGAUAAAAUAGGACUUAUUUCAUAAAGAAGCUGAAAUACUGAGAUUAUAGAGAUAAAAGUUGAGCAUAAAAGAUUUCGAAUCGGUAGAAAUAAUUGGAAGAGGAGCAUUUGGUGAAGUCAGAUUAUGUCGUAAUAAGUUGUCAAAUGAGAUUGUGGCAGUGAAAAAAAUGAAAAAGUCAGAGAUGCUUUAUAAAAAUCAGGUAUGUCAUGUAAGAGCCGAAAGAGAUUUAUUAGCAGCCUCGGACAACACUUGGAUAGUUCAAUUGAAGUGCUCAUUCUAGGAUGAGAAAUACUUGUAUUUGGUGAUGGAAUAUUUGCCUGGGGGAGAUCUAAUGACUUUACUAAUGAAGAAAGACAUUUUCACCGAAAAAGAGUCUUAGUUUUACAUGGCCGAAUCAAUAAUGGCAGUUGAUUAGGUGCAUAAAUUGAAAUACAUACACAGAGAUUUGAAACCCGAUAAUAUUUUACUCCAGGCAGAUGGACACAUAAAGUUAAGUGAUUUUGGACUAUGUAAAUAUGUAGAAUCUCGUGGAACCAGAUUGGAUGAACGAAUAAGUGUGCAUAAACCUGAGGACAAAGGUAGUAACACUACAACCUUUAAAAGAAAUAGAAUCAAAGCAUAUAGUACAGUUGGAACACCUGAUUACAUUGCUCCUGAGGUUUUCGGGAAAUCUGGUUAUAGUGAGACUGCAGAUUGGUGGUCUUUGGGAGCAAUUCUUUUCGAAAUGCUUGUAGGAUAUCCUCCCUUUUUUUCUGAUGAUCCUUCAUCCACAUGUUAGAAGAUCAUUAAUUGGAGGAAGACUCUUGUCAUUCCUCCUGAAGCCAAAUUAUCUCCAGCUGCAACUGAUCUUAUUCUUAGGCUAAUGACUGAUGCUUCAAAUAGACUGGGCUUAAAUGGAGUUAAUGAAAUAAAGGCACAUCCCUUCUUUGCUGGUAUUGAUUGGAAGAGUUUGAGAACUAAAGUCUCACCUUACAUCCCAGAAAUCAAAUCUGAAUUAGAUACUAGAAACUUCGACAAAUUUGAAGAGCAAGAACCUUGGGUUCCAUAAGAUUCUGGCAAGUCCAUAAGAAAAGAUGUUAACUUUAUAGGUUAUACCUUUAAUCGGGAAGUAGAAGUUUAAAGGUCCUAUCUCUUAUAGGCUUUAUUAGAUCUUGAUGCUUUGCAAGCUUAAAAAACAGUAAGUCCAUCUAUUUGUAUUUAGGUACCCACUGAAUCCACGUUGAGUAAGUCUUAGGAGAAAAAGGAUCCCUUUGCUAUUCAGUAAAUGCCCAUCAAUUUGUAAUUGGAUUCUGAUUUGCAAAGCAAAUUACUCAAAACUUAGAAGUAGUUGUAAAAUAAUUCAUCCAAACCUGUUCUUACUACAAAAUAGUAGACACCCGUUUCAAAGCUCCAAUAAUAAUUAAGUUUAAGUCCAACUCAUCAAGGCUUCAAUCAAUAAAAUUACCUUAAAUAAUUGAUAAGUCCAUAAAAUAAAAAAAUGGCUAUUUCACCAUAAUCUAAACCCGUAAGUGAGCACUAAAACCCUCCUUUAGCAUAAUUAUAUAAAUAAUUUGAAUUGUAGAAAUAAGCCAGCAAUACCCAAAGGGCCCAACCAAAAUCAUAGAUUCAAAUUCCAAUCAAUAAUAAUAUUAUUAGCAAGAAAUGA